CAGGUUCAAGCGCACGCGUGUAUGAGAACGAUAGGACGGUUUAGUCGAAGAGAAAGACGAACAUAAGUUCCUAUCCAGUCGAAGUAACAGCAUCAAACAGAGACAGAAAACUUAGAAAAGCGUCAUUCGUGCACGCGAAACCAACCGAGAUCGGACUCGCCAUCUGUCGAUCGAGCUGGUAGUGUUUCGUGAAGACUCCGACGUUACAGUGGUUCCUGGAGUUACCGCAGUGUGGCGCUAGUGUGGACUGUUAGUGGCGCGGAAACGUUCAGCGAAAUUAUACAACACAGCUUUUUCGUACACGCCGGAGAAGGAUAAAGGAGUGCAUCGACAGGAGUUCGGAGCGAGAGGAAAACUGUGUUCCCGUAUACACAAACGUAGCUAUCGUACGCACACGAUCGUUCGACGAGUACUUUCACAAGGAAAAAACGGCUGGCACCGGUACGCGGGCUAAAGGGGCGCAUCUCUGGAUCCAGUAGUACCUCGGCUGCGGAGUAGUGCCUUUCGUGCCGGUUCUCUUCUAGCGUACAACUUCUCCUCCUUUUCCCUUCCCCGUUUUUUGGUCCUACGAAAAGUUCCCCUCUCGCGAACCAAGAAGCACAUUGACUCUCUCGUUCGUCUAUUUGACUCGUCGCACACGGCGAAGGGUAUCCUCGCUCCACCUCCACCUUCGGCUUCUCCUCCCUACUACCCUUCUCUUCUUCCUCCUACUCUUUCGCUCGUUUACCCCCGCCAUUUUCUCCGCUUCUGCCGUAGCCGGUCGCCGAGGGAAUAUUCUUCACGGUUCGUCGACAGCCAGUCAGUGCGCGACUCGUCGUUGUUGCGACGGUUGGCGAGGAGGAGAGUGUUGUAUACGUGAUAUUUUUGUUUCGUGGAAAAUUAUGCUCGUGACGAAUCGUCGUGCUCCUCGUCGACGUAGUGACUCGUGCGCCGCGAACGAACGCUCAACACGAGCGUAAAGUGAGAAGAUCCCCGUAACGCAUUCGAUUGAAGAGCGGGCCGAAAAUCAUCAUCGACACAGUAGAGUACAUACACCGUAUACUAUACGCACAGAGAACGGAGAGAUUCCGAUUCAGUAGGAGAAAAAAAAUAAGAGACGUCAUACGAAGGAUCGCAAACCUGUGUGUAUUUUUUAUAGAUCCUACGCACAACACAACAUUAUCCCGUCGCCGAUCCCUGGACGAGAAGCUGUUCUACGACUCUCAGCGUCCCACGGAUAAUGGAAUAAAGUGUGUCACACAGUGUUUCAGUGAUCGCGCGUGAUUUUCAUCUGUAUAUUUCUCGCGGCAAUCGUGAAUACCUUUUUUUCCCUCCGUUCGGAUAUACAUGAUACAUGUAUGUACCAUCAUUCGUUUCGUUUUUUUUUUUUCUUCUUGCUUGAGUGUAUAUAGUGCGACAGACCAAGAGAAGUGACCCGCGAGGCUCGUUCGACCGCGAGAGUUAGCUUCGUUCUUGUUUCAUUUUUUCUCGCGGUUCCUUCGUACCUUGCGUGAAACGAGAAGAAUUAAGAAAGACAAAGUUGUCGACGGGAUCAAACAGCACCGUUGCGUUAAGCGGCGUGGUGUUGUCGAAACGGGAGAGGAAAGAUAGAGAAAACGGGGUGCGUGACUCGUACCUCGUAAGUGGUAAUCGGUGGCUAUGCAGCCUCGCGAAAUCACGGCGAGGAGGUAACGCCGACGAGCACACCAGAGCACCACGGUCCACACACCUCCGCCGAAGAGAAUACCGGCGGCGUGUAAACAUCGAACGAAACAACCACCAAACAUGUGGACCACGAUGCUCGUGUGGACGGUCGCCGUCGUGCUUCUACCAGCACCCCGAGCGGUAAACGCAUCCGGGGUGUUCGAGUUAAGGCUGAAGUCAUUCGUGAACGAGUACGGUAAAGAUAGUCUUGGCAAGUGCUGUUCAGGCAGCACUUCCAAGACCGGCGAGUGCUCGGGCGUUUGUAAGACCAAGUUCAGGGUAUGCCUGAAACAGUAUCAAGUGAAGAUCGACACGACGACGCCGUGCACCUACGGCGACGUCGUUACACCGGUGCUGGGCGAGAACAUCGUUAACCUCAGCCCCAACGUCGCCUUGCCGAGCUUCACCAACCCCAUCAAAUUUCCAUUCGAGUUCACCUGGCCGGGUACAUUCUCGCUGAUAGUGGAAGCUUAUCACGACGCAGACAACACGACACACCACUUAGCCGAGAAAGUAUUGAUAACGAGGCUGACCACGCAGAAAUGGUUAGACGUGGGGCCGAAUUGGACGGAGGACGAGUACAGGAGUGCGCAUUCGAAGAUGGUGUACGAGUACCGAGUGACCUGCGUGGCCCAUUACUACGGGAAGGGCUGCGAGAACUUGUGCAGGCCGAGGGACGACAACUUCGGUCAUUACAGCUGUAGUCCGACCGGUCAACGCGUCUGUCUAUCUGGAUGGAAGGGUGACUACUGCAACACCGCCCGCUGCCUGCCCGGAUGCGACGAGCAGCACGGACACUGCAAUCGACCCGACGAAUGCAUAUGCCACAACGGCUGGAAGGGAGCGUACUGCGACCAGUGCGUGAGAUAUCCAGGCUGCCUUCAUGGUAGUUGCCAAAAACCCUGGGAGUGCCUGUGCGACGAAGGCUGGGGCGGGCUGUUCUGCAACCAGGACCUGAACUAUUGCACGAAUCACAAGCCCUGCAUGAACGGCGGCACCUGCUUUAACACCGGCCAGGGUUCGUACACCUGCUCGUGCGCGCCAGGCUUCACCGGCACUGACUGCCAGACGCCGCUUUUGGACUGUCACUCGAAACCCUGUCUGAACGGUGGUUCCUGCAACAUGGAGCCAUCCUACAGCAAUUCUAGCCUCGCCACUGGCAUCGGUGUCCCUAAAACGUCCGUGGACGCAUCAUCAUCGAGACAACAUCAUCGUGCUGCUUAUCGUUGCACCUGUCCGCCCGGUUGGCGCGGUCGACACUGCGAGAUCACCUCAAGAUCCUGUCGAGAUUCGCCCUGCCAUCAUGGAGCCACCUGCGAGGACGACUCUCUUCGCGGCUACGUGUGCCGUUGCAUGGCAGGUUACACGGGGAACGAUUGCGAGUCCCAUCUCGUCGAGUGUUCCCCGAAUCCGUGCGCGAACGGUGCCACCUGUACGGACAUCGUGAACCCCUUUGGCUACCGGUGUUCCUGUCCUGCGGGCUUCACCGGCGAACGCUGCGAGACCAACAUCGACGACUGCCAAGGUGAUCCCUGUCUGAACGGUGGAACUUGCAUGGAUCUGAUCAAUCAGUUUCGUUGCCAGUGCGUGCCCGGUUACGUAGGUAGACUCUGCCAGGACAAGGUGGAUUACUGUUUGGCUAAACCGUGCGCGAACGGGGGUCGGUGUAUCUCGGGGACGAACGAUUACCGGUGCGCGUGCCGACCCGGUUUCACGGGGAAGGACUGUAGCGUGGACGUGGACGAGUGCAGGAGUGCACCGUGUAGAAACGGUGGGACUUGUCUGAACCGAGUGAACGGAUUUCUCUGCGAGUGCCCCGAGGGUUGGCACGGUAACACUUGCGCGGAAGAGGUAGGAAGCGGAACGGCUAUCCUGCCGGCAGCAGCCGUGGCUGCCAGCUCUCCGUCGAACACGGCGGCUGCUGUCCCCGCGGUACCACCCUCGGGGGCCAGCUAUUGGUCGGGAAAUUUGUCGAAGCACGUAGCAUCCGCGGAACCCAGAGACGCGGGCUUGACCACCGAACACGUGGUGGUGAUAGCCACUCUCUCGACAGCUGUACCGGCGUUCGUUUUGGUCGCGGCCGUCGCCGUGAUGUGCAUGAAGAGGCGACAGAAGAGGGAACAGGCAAAGGCCGACGAAGAGGCAAGGCUGCAGAACGAACGGAACGCUGUGCACAGCAGCAUGAGCAAAAGAAGCGGCGGUGUGAUGGGAGGUGUUGGCGGAGGCGCUGGGGUUGGCCCGACCGGAGGCGGCGGAGUCGGAAUCGGUAGCGUCGGUCUACUCGGCGGAGGUGGAAGCGGUAUGAUCAGCGGCGGUGGCGGUGGCAGCGUGUGCACCCUGGGCACCGGGGAUGCUCACAUGAUAAAGAACACAUGGACGGCGAACAAGAGCGUGAACAACGCCGCGUCCGCCAGACAGGACGACCUCGACUCCUCGUUUCAAACGGACGUCACGCUGGAUAGCUCUUGCUCGGGUUACAAGCCAGAACCGGUGCUGCAGGACGGUCGAACGCGGACAACGAAGCAACUGAACACGGAGGCGGCGGCGCAUAGGGCGUCCCAUCUCUUCCAGAAGGAGAAGGAUUGCCUCGGUCUUGGUCUCGGGAUAGGCGUCGGUGUCGGCGUCAUUGAGAGUGCCAAGAGGUCGUCCGUGUUCGCGAGUAACACGACGACGGACAGUUGUUGCGCGGCGGAAGCAGCGUUGCUUAAGAGGCCGACCACUAUCACGGAGGGUGGCAGUGGUCCACCGGGUAGCGGUGGGGGCGCCACCGAGACCGGCUGUGGGGUUUACGUGAUAGACGAUCAUUACAGGCACGACGCGUCGUUGGCGGCUACGCUCGCGACGGAAGUGUAGUUUCGUCUACCCGCAGAGCCAGCCGACCAACUCUGGACUCUCUUAUUAUUAUAAUACCUUUCUCUUCCUCGCGAUGAAAGCUGUGUAACCCCGUGACUCACGCGCACAAACUCUUGUGUUUCUCUUACGUUCGUCACUGUUCGCGUACCAACGCGACACCACACCACCAUCGCCCUACCCCCGUGAAGGCUCUCCGUUAUGGGCCAGCGGGUGAACGGGCGUGCAUGCGUGCAUGCGUGCGUGCGUGCGUGCGUGCCUGUGUUCUCUUCGCGAUUCCUUUGUUUCUCUCCCUCCCGUUGCGCAGGACGUCGCGCGUGAGAACGUUCCACCGGACUUUGCCAGCACGCUGGCAAGGAAGAAGUUGACGCGCGCGUUCCGCCGGACGAUCGCGCGGACGAUCCAUGUCGACGGGGCGGACGACGGGGCUAGAGGAACGCGCGCACGCCUCUCUUCAGUCCUUAGAAGAAGAAGAAGAAGACGAAGAAGCAACGGAACGAUAAGAAGACGAUGAAGAAAAUAAAAUGAAGAGACUUUUAGUGAGGAGCUCGACGGUUGGAGCAAAUGGAAAAUAUAUAUGUAUAAAAUAUAUAUGUACGAAAAUGCUGUGGAGGCGGACGAUGGCGGAUAUCGUCGUCCGACCCGUUCUUAGGUAUUAAUAUUAUUAUUAUAUCAUGUCCGAAGCAAAACUUUGUACAGAACUAAUUUAUUAUUAUUGUUAUUUACUAUUAUUACUAUUUGCUAUUAUUAUUAUUAUUCUAAUUAUUAUUAAUAUUAUUCUAUCGUAUCCCAUUAUCAUUGUUCCGAUAAUUCUUUCUUUCUUUCUCUCUUUCCUUUCUUUUCUUUUCUUUUCUUUUCAUUUCUUUUCUCUAUUUCGAAUCGCGUGACUGAACUUUUCUCUCUCCGUGGCUAAGAGAGACGCGUUCGAGGAUACUUACAAUUUUUCUUUUUUGCGAGCGAUAGCGAUACACCCAGCGUGCAUGCAUCGAGAGUACGCGUGUCUGUCUGUCUGAGUGAUUGUGUUUCAUAUGUGUAUAUAGAUAUAUAUUAUGUAUAUGUAUAUGUGUGUCCGUCUGUUCGCGCGAGCUAACUGUGAGAGAGAGUAGACGAGUAACGAGUCGAGAGAGGAGAGCGUUUGUAUGUACCGUGCGUAUAUAGUUACGAGCGAGAAAGUUUACGACGAAUUAGGAUUCAAACGAUGUCGCCCCUUCGUGAGAUUUUUUUUCGGCCUUUCGGGUAACGUUGUCUUUUUUUUUCGACGUACAACGAGAUAUCGGUUCUUUAAUUUUCUUUUUUUAUUUAUUUUUUUUGUUCGCUUCGUCCUCGGGGACGACGUCGCGCGGACCUAGACCCGAGGAGUUCGCGAGGAAAACGAUUUCUGGAUCGAGUCCCGAGAUAAUUUGACGAACAAACGAACACCGGAAGCACUGGAACAAACUCUGCCCGGCACUCUAGGAUUCCCAGUUCUCCUCGCAACCCCAUUGUGCCGGGUCGUCGAGCGCUUAACACAUAAAUUCAUGUUUUAGCCCUGAACCAUCUAUCCAAUGAUCACUAACAACCAGCUAGAGAGACGAGAAGUCGACGUUUCUUCGAAUUUCGUCCCUCUCAGCGUACGCGUGAUUCGAUCCGGAAGUCGUCACUGUUCCUUCGACGAAUCCCUCGCGCCGCGGACACCGCCCACCCCCUAAUGGAAUCUCACUAAAAUCAAAAUUCACGCUCGAUUCCCGCCAUAACGCCACAUUCUAAACCGUGUUUCUCUCUUUUUUCUUUGUAAAAAGUUUUUCAAAAGAAAGCCUACAGGACAUUCUUCCAAAGGAUUCCGCAUUAAAAUCAUCGAAAUUUGAAAGGUAUAGCAAUGAAUUUCUUUAUAUUCUAUCUUUACAUUUUAGUAACCUUUUAGGGAAAACGACCCGUAGGUUUUCCUUUGUUCAACUUUAGAAAUCUUUUCGUGUGAGAGCCUCCGACGAUACGACGCAUCAUACAGUGAAACAUUACUCGCGAUAUGUAUAAAUACAGGUAAAUAAAUGAAUAUAUAAAUAUAUAUAGAUAGAAGAAUAUAUAUGAAAAAUAUAUAUAUAUAUAUGUAAAUGAGAAACCGGCGUCGUCAACGGCGUUUCGACGACGGGACGGGUUAUUCCAGAUUUUCGAGAUCGAAGUUUGCGAGAAAUCUUAUUUUCCCAGGUGAUCAUAUUUUUUAACACUUUGACAAUCGCCGUCACGUGGAAUUUUUACACUAUCAUUCUCUACUAUAUUUUGUAUUUAUUGUAUUAUGUAUAUCUUCGAAGAUGAAAAGGAACUUGAAAUUUCAAUAUGCUCGUCAAAGUGUUAAAAUUCAAAUCAACCUCGAUGCACCUUUUGCUAUAAAUAUUUUGAGAUUCAAUUUAAAUUAAAAAAGAGAAAUUUUAUCUGUCAUCGUUCUUUUAGUGACUCCUUGACUGUUGUGGAGGGCCACCUGAAACUUAAUCAAAGAAAUGAAUAAUUUUAAAUAUUUCGCGGAUUAAAAAAAUAAUCAAGUACGUCUAUUUUCAAAAUUAAAUUUGUCUAAAAAAAAGAAAAGAAAAGGAAUUAUUUUCUCGCCAACUUCGUCCACGAAAGCGCGAACAAAUGACGAUUAUGUGUUGUUAUCGCACGGUUGAUGAUAAUUAAUUUAUUUAUAUGGAUGAUGCUGCCGAACAAACGGUAACGAUGAACGAUGCUGCUGUUUAUUAACGAUGUAACAAUGAUCGACAAUUACACGAAAACACACACAUACACGUACACACUACGACGCUACUUGUCCGAUGAUCAAUUAACGCCGGUGGUGAUAAUAUAUUGCUGAUAGUGAUGAUCACGAUAAUAAUUGUAGAAACGUACGAUGACGAUGUAACGAAUAAAGAUUCGAAUGAUGUUCCUGUUAAUAAAUAAUAAUGAUAAUUAAAUAAACGAUUACGAGUCUACCAACACUAAGUCAGGUCACAUUUUCUUUUUGUUUUUUUACUUUUAUUUUUUUUUUUUUCGUUCUCGUUGGGAAGAGGAGUCUCGCUCGUGGGAAAAGUGAGAAUAAUUAUCAUCGAAAUUUGUAUAAAUAAGAAGAGAAUAAGUACAGCGUGGAUCUAGAUCGAUUAAGCACCGAUUAAUCGAUCGUUCAUUCACCGGCGCCAACACUGGCUGGCCGUAAUUAAACGAGAAUCACGUACGUAUUAAAAUGAUUAUAGUAUAUGGAAUAGAAUGUGUAAUAAAGCUGUUGUCAUCUUUUUGUA
Molecule: messenger RNA, 7772 nt
Organism: Osmia bicornis bicornis
Lineage: Eukaryota; Metazoa; Arthropoda; Insecta; Hymenoptera; Megachilidae
Gene: Delta
Product: neurogenic locus protein delta
Exons: 6
Coding region: 1765-4536 (923 amino acids)
Biological process (GO): Notch signaling pathway; establishment or maintenance of epithelial cell apical/basal polarity; heterophilic cell-cell adhesion
Cellular component (GO): plasma membrane; protein-containing complex
Molecular function (GO): calcium ion binding
Source: RefSeq, a predicted model, not a curated record